Messenger RNA from Athalia rosae (coleseed sawfly), 1504 nucleotides. RefSeq lists its product as uncharacterized. The coding region runs from base 161 to 778 and encodes 205 amino acids. NCBI's taxonomy places the organism in Eukaryota, Metazoa, Arthropoda, Insecta, Hymenoptera, Athaliidae. The transcript has 6 exons. The record is from RefSeq and is a predicted model, not a curated record.
GAACUCACGGGGUGUAAACAGCGUAAAUUUGCCCUUCCCCACCCUUCUCCCGGGUUAUCUUCUUCACCCCUGAUAACUGUGGUGCAAGUUGCGAGGUGAUUGUUUUUUUUUUCUGCCGUUUUUUGGAUACCUUACCGAGAUCUAGGAUCACUUGAUUCUAAUGGUGACCGAUGUCAAGGAUUUCGAGCUUUUGGGAGGGCCCACAACAAUGACGGGGUACAGCAGGCCGUCAGAAGGCAAGUUGACGGCAGUAACUAGGAUUUUGGGAGUCUGUACUGCCAUUGUUGUCUGUGGCGUCGGAGUCGACGUCGCUUAUCACCGGCACGUUAUGGGAUUCUAUGUGACGGCUGCAUCGGCGGUGAUAUUCUUCCUAGAAAUCACAUGGGCAAUUUCGUUAUUCAUCCAAGUGUGCAUCAGGAACGAUGAUUCUUUGUGUUGGGGCUGCUGGUCUGGAGUGCUGGCCAUAACUAGGGGAUGGCGGAGAGCUAUUCUCUAUCUGCCAUUAUCGUGCAUCUUGGCUUGGAAACCGCACAGACUGUGGCUAUCUUUCGUUGCUGCUGCUUUGUUAGCGGUCCUCUCUUUGCUGCAUAUAGUGUCCAGCGCUCUUUCACGUCGAGGAAAUGAACUUACAGGAAGCGCCGACUGCGUCGGUGAAAGCCUCCUUAAUACUCGGCCUGAAAGUUACGAUCGGUUUGAGGAUGUUUUGGUGACGGAGGUUUUGGACGACGGAAUUCCAGGAUCGACCUGUCGGAUGGCCGAAAGUGACGGGGAAAUGUGACAAGAGCGACAGCCCUCAUGGGCCAGUGAAUCAGACGAGGACAGCGAACCUGAGCUGAGGACAUGCCAGAUUGCAACCUUGUCUUAGUGUACCACGGGGCCUCAAUGAGGCUGGAGUUUUAAAAAAAGAUAAUAUGUACAUGUAUAAAUAGAAGAAAUGAACUCUCGAGACCCGGAGUGCUGUGUGGAGUGAAGUUGAGUGAGAUAGGGUGUCGACACGGGUAUAAAUCUAGCCGCGUCGGUCGGCAGGCACGUGUAAAGGGGUGUAGCAAACUAGAAACUGACGGACUCAAAACUUGAGGCGGCGGUGUAGAAUAUGAUUAUAAACUCCGCACGUAUAGGAGAUAUAUGAUACAGGAGCAAUCGUGCGUAAGCUAGGUUAUAAACAUGAUAAUUAUGAGCUAACGAUGAGCCGUGGAAUAUAAUUAGACGCAGACUACGUUGCAAAAUUAAUUGUGCCAAAAUGUGUCGUGUAUUAUUCUUCGGGGGAUGUGAGAAUUCAAAGUACACAUACACUUUUAUACGUAACCGUGUCUAUCGAUAUUUGAAUUAUUAUAGUUUGAAUAUUAAUACAAUAUACACGUAUUUAGUAGGUAUACACAAAUCAACUACCAAAGUCUUAUUAUAUUAUAAUUAUUAUUUUUACUACUUAUUAUUAAAUAUUUAAGUUAUUAUAUGCUGUUGUACAUGUAUUAUGGUUGAUAAUAAAAUUACUCAAAAAUCACAA